Molecule: messenger RNA, 2082 nt
Organism: Penicillium canariense
Lineage: Eukaryota; Fungi; Ascomycota; Eurotiomycetes; Eurotiales; Aspergillaceae
Product: Zn(II)2Cys6 transcription factor
Exons: 4
Coding region: 1-2082 (693 amino acids)
Biological process (GO): DNA-templated transcription; regulation of DNA-templated transcription
Molecular function (GO): zinc ion binding; DNA-binding transcription factor activity, RNA polymerase II-specific; DNA binding
Source: RefSeq, a predicted model, not a curated record
AUGGCAAGACCUGGCGACAAGUCUGUGGACAGUCCCCGGACGACAUUGGACUUGUCAUCCAGUCAGUUGAAGCCGUACUCUUGCGUGGUCUGCCACAAGAGAAAAGUUAAAUGUGAUAGAAAUGAGCCAUGCUCGAACUGCGCGAAGGCCAGUGUUGAAUGCAUUUACCGUCCUCCGCCACCCCCUCGCCGUCGCAAAAGAGGGCGCGACGAGAGUGGAGGCUCGUCUCAAGCAUGCGAAAUGUCACCUCGGCGAAACGGGAGAGAGCCUCCUCUAGGUGAGGAGGCGCGAAAAUACUCACCCCAAGCUAGGGUCUUGUCAAAAGAUGCUGAACCAAGCAAAAGUGGGUCAGGCAGGAUGAUUAUGAAGGAAGGAAAUUCGGUCUACCUCGAUAAUACUCUUUGGACAAGCGUCAGCUAUGAGCUCCCAGAUGCGGCAGAAGUCCUGGACGGCGCGUCGGAUGAUGACAGCGAUAAUGCAUCUCAGGAUGGCAAUGACGAUUCUCUUAUGCUACUGAGCCCUGGAAUUCGAGAAAAUCUCGCUGAGUUGCACCCAAAUCAGCUGCACAUCUUCAAGUUAUGGCAAACGUUUCUUGAGAGGGUCAACCCCUUGACGAAGAUAUUACAUGCUCCAACGGUGCAGCAACAGAUCCUAGAGGCGAUGAGUGACUUGACACAGAUCAGCAAAGAGUUUGAAGCGUUAUUGUUUUCUAUCUAUUGCAUUUCCUUGACAUCUCUGCAGGCCGGAGAUGUCGAAAAGUCAUUCGGCGAGGGGAAAAAGAUGCUGUUGUCAAGAUGCCGACGAGGAGCACAGCUUGCGUUUAGGAAUGCCUCUUUUCUUCGUACAUCAAGUACCAUGGUUCUCCAAGCUUUCAUGCUAUACUUGUUGUCAAUGAGAGCAUUCGCUGAUCCGCAUACGAUCUGGUCGUUGAGUGGCGUUGCACUGAGGAUGGCACAGAGGAUUGGUAUUCAUAGAGAUGGCUCUGGCUAUGGACUUUCAGUCUUUGAAACCGAGAUGCGACGCCGCAUUUGGUUUCAACUCAUGGUUUUGGAUGCGACGUCGGCUCAGUUUUGCGGAGUCGCCGCCGGACCGUUCUUGAAUACAGCUGACACCAAGCCUCCAAUGAACGCGAAUGAUAGCGACCUUGACCCGCGUAUGACAGAGCCUGCAUGCGAGAAACAGGGUCCCUCGGAAAUGAUUUUCUGUCUUGCUCGCAGUGAGUUCGGGAAAUGGCUUCGUCGCUGGAGCAAUGAUACCGGCGGGUCUAGUUCGCCAUGGGCUUUUCUGUCUUCUUCGUCAAUGUCACUGAGCGAGAAGGAUUCUUCUAUUGAUGAGCUGGAGAAUCUCAUGGAGCAGAAGUUUCUGAAAUACUGUGAUCUGUCCAUUCCUCUACACCUGGCUACCACAAUGAUGGCACGCUCGGCUACUCAUUAUACUAGGUUGAUGGCGCAUCAUCCUCGCCAGUAUCGAGACUCGAGUGCUCGCAUCCCCCAAGCUGAGAAGGAUAUUAUCUUCAAAAAUUGUUUGAAGAUGGCAGAGUAUGCCGACUAUGCCCAGACCAAUCCGGAUGUUCAGCGGUUUGCGUGGCACAUGGUGAACCACAUGCCCUGGGACGCGAUGAUUUUUAUGUUGUCCGAGAUGCGGAACAGGACUGAACCAGAGGAAAAGGCCAAAGUAUGGCAAAUUAUCGGCAAUAUUUAUGGACGUCAUGUCCGACGGAUGGGAAGGAAGUCCCAAAUGCCUCUUCACACGGCCCUCCAAAAUCUGUUUGUUAAAGCGUGGAGAGCCUACAUCGAUGAGUGUAACCACCACGGCCGCACACCAACACCUUGUCCCCCGAUCGUGACAACAUUAUUGGACAACUCACACAGUUCCACGGAAUCACAAGCCUCAAAUGAAAGUGGCGGGAUGGAUGGCCAUAGUACUUCUUUCCAAGAGCAACUCGGCCAAUAUGCAUCAGAUAUCCCGUUUGACUUUCUGCUCGGCGAUAGUCCAAUGGACUGGAACGAAUGGGACAAUCUUCUGAACCAAUUUCAAGAAUCGCUGGUGGAUGAUAUGACGUUGAUGCCGGGGUCUCUGUGA